AAAAUAGAGCAGGAUUGAGGUCAAAAAUCAAUUUGUAUCAUAGUGGUCGUUAAUUUGAACAACCUUUACUUUUAACAGUAUUUUUACAUUAAAACGUCACAGUUGAUGGACUAAUCAUUGGAAAAAAACUGCUAUACAAUGGCUACUAACACAGCAGAUGAUGGAUCAAAAUGUCCUAUAUGUUUCGAGAUUUAUAAGGAACCGAAAGCACUUGUCUGCUUACAUACAUUUUGUGAGGCAUGUAUUCAGGAGUAUAUAUUAAAAAGCAAAGAGAAGGGUAUACUGUGUGAUGGGAUAGAAUGUCCUCUCUGCCGAUUUGUGACAACUGCCGAAAAGGACGAACCACCAGAAAUGUGGGCUAAAUCUCUACGACCGAAUUUUGCUCUUGCUUCAUUACUAGAGAGUGCAUCACUUAGCAUCAAAUCUUCUGAGAAGGACGGAAAGCUAUGCCAGCCUUGCUUAAAACAGAAUAAUACAACUUCUGCAACAAUCUUCUGCUCUGUUUGUAACGAGAGGCUGUGUGGUGAAUGCAAGAAAGUCCAUGAUAGCUUAGAGUUCACGAAGAAUCACGAAUCUGUUGAGAUUGAAAAAAGAGAAAAUGUUGAAUUUCUAACAGCUUUCCAAACUUUUCAGAGAUGUCAACAACAUGGCAAAAAAGUUAAGUUCUAUUGUAAAGGUGAAGACAAACUGUGUUGUAGUACUUGUGCUAUUAUUGCACACAGAGAAUGCAAAGGCUUGGUAGAAAUAAGCGAAAUUGCAAAGGAUAAGUGUAGCUCAAUUCAGCGUAAUAUACUUUCGAAACAAAUAUCGGAAUUAGAGAAUACUAUGAAAUCGUCUGCAGCACACUUUGUCAGUGAAAGUAAGAAAUUGACGUCACAAUCAACUGAACUGAUGGACCGUUUGAGACAGCUUAGAGAAAAAGUCAUUCAGCGUUUCGAUGCAUUAGAAGACAACCUGAAAGGUGAAAUAAAAGCAGUACAAACAGCAAAAUUAUCUGAAAUUAUGAUAAAUGCAGUCGGAUGCGAUGAGAUUGCAUGUGAAAUGCGUCGUUUAAUGCAUAUGUUAGAACUUGCAAACCAAAACGGCACCGAAGAACAACAAUUUGUCGUUGGGAAAAAGUUAAGGGACGAAUUUGCCGGUCGUAAAUCUCAAGCCGUUUUAAAGUUUGCCGAAGUUGAAUCUAUAAACUUAUCACUGAAUAUUCCCAAAACGAUGGACAAUUUCUUAGACAUGUCAGCAGAAAAUAUGUCUGUAUCAGUCGAGUCCAAAACAGAAGUUAUACCAAGCUGUGCUGCGAAAACGCUCAAUCUUUUGGCCGAAGUCAAGAUUGAACAAGAUACAAAUGAAGAAAAUAAACCAUGGUAUCGUGGAAUAGGAUUUCUGAAUGAUGGUAGAGUAGUUGCAGUUGAUUAUAAUAAUAAGAAAUGUGUUUUGAUGAAUGAAAACUUAGAAAAUAUAGGGGAACUCGAAUUGACAUACUCACCGCUAAAUUUAGUAGUUACUGAGGACAACUGUGUCAUCAUUACUGCCGGAGUGAACAAGAACUUGUAUAUGUAUGAAGUAAAUGAAAAUAAUACUUUAACUGAAAAACAUGUCAUCCCAGUUUCCCUGAAAUGUGAUUGUAUAUCAAACUUUGACAUCAAUAAAUGUAUUGUUGGUGCUUUUGAUAGUUCAGAACCUGCUCAUGAAAUUAACUUUGCCGGAGAUAUAGCUCAGUUAAAUUUUGAUUUUGAAGGAAUGCAGUUUACUUCCGCGAAGGACUUCAAGUGCUGCUAUACGAAAGAAACAAGACAAUUACUUAUAGCAGACAACAGAGAAAAUGCAGUUCAUAUAUGUAAUCUCGUAAACGGAAACAGGAGCACAGUUCAUGAUAGAAGUUUCGUGAAACUUAGAGGGAUUUCGCAUUAUAUGAACGACUUGUAUUUCAUUUGCUCUUCAGGCACCGAUUCAAUUGUGCAGUUGACAACAGCUGGUAAAGUGUUAGCUGUAAACAAAAUAAAUAUGAAACGUCUAUAUUCAAUCUGCAUUUCACAAGACAAAAACAAACUGCUUGUGUCGAACAAUCGCUCAGAGGUUAAAAGGUUGCUUCUCUACAAAAUUCAGUGAACAGUGGCAUAUCUUAUGAAGUGUUGUUUUGAAAACGCACUGUGCUAACAUAUUUAGCGAAACAAUCUAAUUUAACACAAUAGCUAAAUCAUUUGGUGUUGAUAGUUUUAGCUCUCUGGAAUUCAUUGUUUUCAGAUCAUAUAAAGAAACAUCAUUUUUUGUUUUAUACAAGUUUGUGUUAAGCUAAUUCCAUAAAAGGACUGAUACUUAAGUUCAUUCAUCCAUACCUGAUUUGUGAAGUUGCAGCAUGUGUCCAAUCGUCUGUCCGUCUGUCAGUGUCCGUCCGUCAUAUCAGUAGGAAGUAAAAUUGGAAUAAUGUUAGGACGAAUGCGAAUCAUGACUGGCUCAAGAUUUAUAGCCGUUAAAAAUAAUAAAAUACUGUGUUUAGUAGAGAUAGUACCUAAAAGUUUAAAUUAUGAAAAGCAAUUAAAAAUUAACUUUGGUUGUUUAAAUACAUUAGUCUUGAUUUGAUCAUUUUGAAGCAUGUUGUUUAAGAUUUUCUCAAACAUUUUAUUUAAUGUCAAUGUAUCUCCUCUUGCAGAUAGUCAUACAUAUCAAGUCAUUGAUCAAAAUUUAAUCCCCAAUUAUACCUGGAUAAUUGCAGAAGAACUUAACUCAAUAGGUACAUAAUUUUUGUAUAACAUCGGAAAAUGUUUCCCGCCUUGUAGAUAAAAUUUGAAAAGAGUGAGAGGGUAAAACAUAUGACGCUGUCUCAGUCAAACGUUUUUUCCGCACAGCUUUCUGAGUAUGCAACAUGAUUGUCAGUUAUAGGUUUCGCUCAGUAAUAAGGCGCUUUGAAAUGUAGACAAACAAAACAAUAGCAUAUAUAUUUAAGUCAAUACACUACGUUUAAAUGCAAGCAGUAAUUACUUGUGGUAUUUAUGUUAUACGUUUUCGUCGGGAGUUCGAUUCCCAGACCCGUAAAAAAUAUUUUUAGAACCGUAUUUAUUUUCUCUGUUUUUAAUACGAUUCAGCGAAAACAACACUAGUUGGUUAUUCUAGUACUAACUGGUUCACUUACUUAUAUAUGUCACUGUUAACACGUAAUUUUGUUUAAAUACAUUUCGUCGUUAAUAUGAUCUAAUGUUUUUGAAGCUUAUGUGAAUCAAUUAGAAACCAGAGAGAAACAAACUUACACAAAGUAUGUUAAUAUAAUGCAAAAUCAAAAACAUAUUGGACGGAUGCAAGUUCGAACCAUCAAACGAUCACUAUAAAAUGAUUACAUGUCUACCCACUCAACCUACUGCGCCAUCAAGCCAACCAUUAAACUUACUUCCUAUAUCUUUUGUUUUAAAAGAUACUGCUUAUCCUCAUAAAAUAAACGUGUUUGUAAAAUGGACGGUUCCAAACUGAAGGGGAUCCAUGCUCAAAAAUAAUGACAAAAUACAAUACAUAUCGCGUAUCCGUAGCCCUGACCAACCUAUAAACCGGACUAGUCUAUUUUAUAAGUACAGCAACACUGUUGACCCAUUUAAACGAGGAGUACUGUAAGUAUUGAUUGUUUAUUUACAUGUUGCUAAAAAUAAAUAAUACUGCGCGGUACUUAUAAGAAAUGAUUAUCCUGUGUUUGUUUUUCAGUAGUUAUUAUUAGGUUAUUUAGCAUAUUUCUGUACAAUACGGAUAUAUAUUUGGACAAGUACCGAGCUGAGAAAACCAUGUUGGACGAGCCAAUAUGGUUUUCUCAGCUGGGUACGAGUCCAAAUAUAUCUCGUAUUGUACAGUAUUGUCCGUAAGUAUUGACCUGGCACUUAUUAAUCUUCGCCAAUAUUUUGGGACGUUUUCGUUAAUUUACGCAAUAUCUGUAUUCUUAAAAUAUCUAUAUCACUAAAGUAACAGAUACAGUUAACCAAUGACACGGUGGCGCAGUGGUAAGGUGGCUGACUUCCAAGCAUGUUACCAAGGGUUCGAAAUCACAUUAAAUCAUUUCAUGCAUUUUUACGUAAUGUAAUGUUAUCGAUGCCUGUUUUAUUGUUACAUUAUUUUAUGCAUCAUAUUUUUAUGAAUUUUAAUUGUUUCUCUUGAAGUAUUUAUUUUCUGGAAACGCUGGUGGCAAGUACUUUGUAUUUUUGUAUAAGACGCUUCUAAAAUCAUUUUUAUUCAACUUUUUCUACAACGAUUAAAUAUGACAAAAUUCAGUAUAUGGACCAUAAAAAUCACGAUACGUUUGAUCCGAUAAGUGGUUAGUUUGCAUAUUAAACUUAUAAAAACAGAUCCGGUCAGACGUCGGACUCGAACCCACAACCCGGAGGU
Mercenaria mercenaria is the source of this 4356-nucleotide messenger RNA. Its product is annotated as E3 ubiquitin-protein ligase Midline-1-like. The record is from RefSeq and is a predicted model, not a curated record. Bases 139 to 2106 code for a protein of 655 amino acids. Gene Ontology annotation, molecular function: zinc ion binding. The transcript has 2 exons. Lineage: Eukaryota; Metazoa; Mollusca; Bivalvia; Venerida; Veneridae.